Doryrhamphus excisus (bluestripe pipefish) is the source of this 5528-nucleotide messenger RNA. It is a transcript of the gene brinp1, whose product is annotated as bone morphogenetic protein/retinoic acid inducible neural-specific 1. The record is from RefSeq and is a predicted model, not a curated record. Gene Ontology annotation, biological process: negative regulation of mitotic cell cycle; cellular response to retinoic acid; positive regulation of neuron differentiation. NCBI's taxonomy places the organism in Eukaryota, Metazoa, Chordata, Actinopteri, Syngnathiformes, Syngnathidae. Gene Ontology annotation, cellular component: dendrite; cytoplasm; neuronal cell body.
UUUUUUCCCUGCUUCUUCUUUGCUGUCUGUGUUCUCUGCAGGACCUCCCCCUUUUUUCUCCUCCUCGGCUUCAGUCUGAGCACAUCCCCGGCUCCUCCAUCCCACACCUUCCCUCAACCGCAAAGCUGCUGUGACUGGAAAGCCACCGGAAGCUAGAGAAGCUAUAGAGAAGAUAGAGAAGAUAAGAGCCAGGAACGUGGCGUCCAUCUGACGGACUUUUCAAAAACAAAUCUAUCCGUUAUCCAGUCAACGAAGCCGGAUUGUUUUUGAUUUGUUUGUUUUUUUCAAGCCGAGCAUGAAAAGGAUUGCCAGGAUUGCCAAAUUAUCCGCAAUCCAGUUUUGUCGCCGAGCACCGGAUGCUCCAGCAGAAGUUGUUGGCCACGCAAGUCACACGGCCGAGAGGAGGGGAGAGUUAGAUUUAGGUCUCCGCAUAAUGGAGCGAGAAUGAACAGAGAGCGGCUGAAAAAAAAGCAUGAACUGGAGGUUUAUUGAGGUCAUCUGCUUCCUGUUUAUAUGGGACCAUAUAACAGUUCAGUCUUCCCGCCAGGACCCGUUGGCCACUGAGCAACAUGUCGCCAAGCAGUAUGACUGGCUCAUCUCCGACCGUGGACCGUUCCACCACUCACGCAGUUAUCUGUCCUUUGUGGAUAGAUUCCGCCAAGGAUUCACGACCAGAUAUAAAAUUUAUAGGGAAUUUGCACGUUGGAAGGUGAGGAACACGGCCAUCGAGAGGCGGGACCUGAUCCGGAACCCGGUGCCGUUGAUGCCCGAGUUCCAGCGGAGUGUACGCCUGCUGGGCCGCAGACCAACCACUCAGCAGUUCAUUCACACCAUCAUUAAAAAAUAUGGAACCCACAUUCUCAUCUCGGCCACUCUGGGAGGAGAGGAGGCGCUGACGAUGUACCUGGCCAAAAACAAGCUGGACAGGAAGCUGGCCAACGCCACUCAAAAUGUGGAAGCCCUCCACCAGCUGGCCUCCUCCUACUUCAUUGACCGUGACGGCACCAUGAGGAAGCUGCACGAGAUCCAGAUCUCUACCAAUGCUAUCAAGGUGACGGAGACACGGACAGGGCCGCUGGGAUGCAGCAGCUACGACAAUCUCGAUUCGGUGAGCUCCAUCCUUCUGCAGAGCCCAGAGAGCAAGCUUCAUCUGCAAGGUCUUCAGGUGAUUUUCCCAGAGUACCUGCAGGAGAAGUUCGUCCAGUCGGCUCUGAGCUACAUAAUGUGUAACGGAGAAGGGGAGUACCUGUGCCGGAACAACCAGUGCAUCUGUCAAUGUGCCGAGGAGUAUCCUCAGUGCAACUGUCCCAUCACCGACAUCCAGAUCAUGGAGAACAUGCUGCUGGGGAUGGCAGAAUCCUGGGCGGCCUCCUACAAGGACUUUGAGAACUCUGAUGAGUUCAAGUCCUUCCUAAAGAGGCUGCCCUCCACUCACUUCCUGCCCAUCAACAGCGUUCACCUGCUCUGGGGAAGCGACUGGGACCUGCAGGCUCGCUACAGGCUGCUGCAGAGCUCCCUAGAGGUGCAGCGGCUGAAGAUCCAGCGCACUGCCCGCAAGCUCUUUGGCCUCAGCAUCCGCUGUCACCACAAUCCCAACCACCAGACGCCAAGGGAGAGGUCCGUGAUGCAGUGGCUCAACAGGGUUCAGUCCUUCCUCUACUGCAACGAGAACGGCUUUUGGGGAACUUUCCUGGAGAGUCAAAGGACAUGCGUGUGUCAUACGGGCGUCACCCUGUGCCAGCGCCCAAUCCCUUGCGUGAUCGGGGGCAACAACAGCUGCGCCAUGUGCAGCUUGGCCAACAUCUCCCAGUGCGGUUCCUGCAACAAGGGCUACAAGAUGUACCGCGGUCGCUGCGAACCACAGAAUGUGGACUCGGAGCGAAGUGAGCAGUUCAUCAGCUUCGAAACAGAUCUGGACUUUCAGGAUCUGGAGUUGAAGUACCUGCUGCAGAAAAUGGAUUCACGCUUGUACAUUCAUACCACGUUCAUCAGUAACGAGAUCCGCCUGGAGACCUUCUUUGACCCGAGGUGGCGCAAGCGUAUGUCCCUGACGCUGAAAAGUAACAAAAACCGUAUGGACUACCUUCACAUGAUCAUCGGCCUCUCCAUGAAGAUCUGCCAGAUGCGGAACAGCAGCAUCGACCCCAUGUUCUUUGUCUACGUCAACCCUUUUAGUGGAAGCCACUCAGAAGGCUGGAGCAUGCCCUUCGGCGAACACGGCUACCCGCGUUGGGAAAAGGUCCGCCUGCAGAACUCCCAGUGCUUCAACUGGACCCUCUUGCUGGGAAACCGUUGGAAAACCUUCUUCGAGACCGUGCACAUCUACUUAAGAAGCCGAGCCAAGAUCCCCACAGGCCUCCGCAACGACACAGGUCCGGUAGAUCUAGCGGAUCCAAACAAGCGGCAGAUCUACAUCAAAAUAUCCGACAUCCAAGUAUUUGGUUACAGCCUGCGUUUCAACGCCGAUUUGCUGCGCAGCGCCGUGCAGCAGGUCAACCAAUCGUACACGCAAGGAAGUCAAUUCUACUCCUCGUCAUCCGUUAUGCUCCUGUUACUGGACAUACGGGAUCGCAUUAACCGUCUAGCCCCUCCAUCUGCGCCUGGCAAACCCCAACUGGACCUCUUUUCUUGUAUGUUGAAGCAUCGGCUCAAGCUGACGAACAGUGAGAUGAUCAGAGUCAAUCAUGCCUUGGACAUGUACAGCACAGAGAUCCUAAAACAAUCAGAUCACCUCACUGCUAAGCUGUGUUGAUCGCUUUGAACAAAACAAACCAGAAACACAUCGCAACCUGACUUUCCGGGGUGGGCGUUUAUUUUUUCUUUUGGCGGAUUCCCUUUUUUUGGACCUUUUCUGCUUUUUUUUUUGAUGUAACGCAAACUUUGUAAGCAUAUUACUUCAAAACGACAAAAAAAAAGAUGAUGAAAAGUGUUCCGAUAUGUUUAAGAGACGAUAUCCGGAACUAAUAUAAGGACUGUAACAUAUUUGUCCAAGCAUGUCUGUCAUUCCCUUAAAGAACUUUUGUGUCAGAUUAAAAAAAAAAAAAACAAGAAAAAAAAUGUUGAUUCUAUAUGUACUGGUGAAAAAGAGGCCUUGAUUUUUCCCCCUGAGGGAUCAAAGGUUAUACUCGAUCUGAAACUGCCAUUCUUCUUUGAAACAUUUUUAACGGGGAGACAAGGGCAGACCGGAUAUCCUUUUCAUUCAGAAAUUAUGUCAUCACGCUAAAUAACUGGCGAUGAUUUAAUAUUAAAAAGAAAGUAUGUUUCUAAGGAUGAACCAGACCGUGAGUGAAGCCAACACAUUUAUUAUGGAGUCCUUAUUACAUUUCGGCGAUGCUCUUUUUUGCCAGUUAUGAGGUACUCCAUCAUUGUUCCGACAUGUAACGCACACACAGCCGGCCGCUAAUAGAUAGUCACGUCAAAGAACGGAAGCCAGCUGUUUAUAUAUACAUAUACACUAUAUGUGGGUGGAUGUCUGCGCAUUGCUUUUUUUUUUUUUUUUUUUUGCUUGUACUGUUAAACGAAUGUGUCAUUUGAAGAUCAAUCGAAUUUUUUAAAAAAUUCUAAAAGCUUCUUACGUGUUUUUUUUUUUGUUUUUGUUUUUUUAAUUUAUGUUGUUUCACAAGGCGGUACGUCCUGGUGCACAAUGUCGUGGUCUCUAAAGAUUUAACAAUCAACGCUAUUUUGUACUGCUUUGCAUAAAACAAAACAACAACAAAAAAAAUGGUACAUGUUGUGACUGCUGGUUUGUGGAGCUUUUUUUUUUUUUUUUUCGGAGGCACCAAAAUGUAAACAUUCAUUGUUCAGGCACAUUUAUAAAAAGCCAUAUUUCCCAUCCCCGAAACAGACGUACAGUUAGACAUAACGUACCAUAAAUGCUCUAAUUCUCUCUAAUUCUUUACUUAAACCCUAAUGAGGACGACCCCUUCAGGUGAUAAUUGGCUGAGUGUUACACACACAAACAUAAUAACUGCCCACAAUCGUAAUACAAAUCUGCAGCUUUGACUGUAAUAAUCCCGCAAAUGUAAUAAAUUUCCCACAAUAAAUUUGCCUACUACAAACGUAAUACUGAAUUAUUAUAUAUGUGGGAAAGUAAAAAAUGUGUAAAUGUAAUAACUUCCCACAAAUGUAAUAUGAGACAAAAUAAUGAUCUUUGUGGUUGUUGUUGUUGUUUGUUCUUUCUUCUUUUCAUUUUCAUUUUCAUUUUGAGGAUUUUAACAAGAUAAUUAUUUUUUUGUGGAAAAAAUAUUCAAAGAGUAUCAUUUGAAUGCAUUAAAAUAAUCUUUUAUUAUUACAUUAUAAUGUAUUUUAAAUUUAAAAAAAUAACAUAAUUGUGAUGAUUGCAAUUGUUUUAAUAAAAUUAUUAUUACUAUUAUUAUUAUUAUUAUUAUUAAUAUAUUUUAUUAUUUCUUUUGGUUAUUUCUUCCCCAUAUACACACAAAAUCACACAUAUAAUAAUAUACUGUAACUAAAACGCACAUGUACGCCCACAAACAAAAUGUAAUAAUUUCCUGUAAAUGUAAUAUUUAUUACAUUUGCAGGAAAUUCAGUAUGACGUUUGCAGUGGGCAAAUUUUAUUACGUUUAUGGGAAAUUAAUUACAUUUGCUGGAUUAUUACAUUCAAAGCUGCAGAUUUGUAUUACGUUUGUGGUUUAUUACGUUUGCGGGUGUAACAAGGAGUUAAGACAAUUCUGAUUUAUUAAGUUAAAAAAAGUAGCUAUCUUUGACUACAUGGUUAAUGAUCAUGUACACUGGACAACACAGGAGCAACAGAACCAAUGUUGUACUCGUGAUACGGAGCAAACUGCUCAGCUAGUAUUAAUACUAGUUGCUGUACACAGCAGUAUGACAAGUGUAGCACCGACAGCUCAGUUGUCCAACCAUCUCUUUAAAGCGCAUACAGAGGUAGAUAAAUAUUCAUGAUGCUUCAAAGGCAGCUUUUGCUAAAUUAUGGAGUGUCAUCAGGAGAUACAACCUUGCGCUAUUUCUUUAACCUUGGAAGUUUAACGAGUUAAAGGCGUUUGUGGAGCAUUUAUGGUAUUCAAACAUUUCAUUUCCAUAAUACGGAACAUGACAAUGAUGUUGGAUUUGAGUUGCUUUUUGGUUGCUUUGAAGAAAUCUAAAGAGAGCACAGCAAAACAGCAAUUAUUGUAUGUCGGAAAGUCACUGAAUUUGUAUGUUGUGCUGCAAAAAAAAAAUAUUUUAAAAGAAAAUAUAUCAUAGAAAUAUGAAAGUUUAAAACUAUAUUUUAAUCUGCAAUCUUUCCACAACCAUUUUUUAAAUUUUUUUAUUGAAACACUACCUAUUCCAUGUUUGUUGUUGUGUCGGUCACCUUUUAGUUGUUGUCCUGAUGCUACAGCAUUGGCAUUCCAAGUGACUGUGUAUAUAAUGUCAUUUCUAAUACGGUUCCUCUAUCCCAUGUCUUUAACGGCACCAUAAAAGUCCUUUCACUGUAAAAGACGCCAGCCGAGUUGCAAAAUUCUAAAUUCAGCAUUUUCUUGUGGUUUUGGCCUAUAAAGCUCUACUGUAUA